AUGUCUCUCUGCGACGACACACUCCUGUGUAACUUCCCAAAGUGCCGGACCAGGCUAAGCGGCUUCGCCUGGGUCACAGCCUGCUCGCACGUUUUCUGCGAUCAGCACGGGUCCGGUGAGUUCAGCCGCUCCCCCGCCAUCUGCCCGGCCUGCUCCUCUACGCUGUCUGGGAAGCUGGACAUUGUGAGGAUGGAGCUGUCGCCCUCUGAGGAGUACAAAGCCAUGGUCCUGGCAGGUCUGCGACCAGAUGUAAUUUUGGACAUCAGUGCCCGCGCUCUGGCCUUCUGGAGCUAUCAGGUCCAUCAGGAGCGCAUGUAUCAAGAGUACAGUCUGUCACGGGCGGAGACACAGCUGAAGCAGAUGGAGAAGGUUUGGACCCAGCAGAACCAGAGCAGAGAAAUGGAGCUCACCAGCAUGAGGGGGGAAAUCGCCUCCCUGAAGAAAGUGAUGGAGGAGUACAAAAGGAGGUACAGCGAUGUGUCCGAGAGGCUGAUGGAGAGGAACAGGCAGUACCAGAAGCUACAGGGGCUGUACGACUCUCUGAGGCUGCGCAACAUGGUGGUGGGUGUCGGGGAAAGAGACACGCUGCUACAACCAGCACUUCAAGAACUCAACACUGGGGCGGCUCGGCAGGCGACUCCCCAGAGAAGCCCUCACUUUCUCUCCACGGGCCACGAAGGGGACAGCAGAUUCUUCUCCUGCCUGGAGGCUGACGGAGCCAAGACCUUCUUCCAGUUCAGCUCCCCUGCCAGGGACGGAGGACGGCCCUUCAUCAAGAAACACUGA
Plectropomus leopardus (leopard coralgrouper) is the source of this 786-nucleotide messenger RNA. The record is from RefSeq and is a predicted model, not a curated record. NCBI's taxonomy places the organism in Eukaryota, Metazoa, Chordata, Actinopteri, Perciformes, Serranidae.